CAGAAGAAGCUAAGAUAUCCACACCAUGAAGAUAAUUGGACUCCAUACAUGGCGAUGAAAAGGCAACAGAAUUUUAAAAACAGGAACUCGAAAAAGCUUCUCUCACCACCAGCAGCUGAAGGUUCAAAACCAAGGCUUUCAGAGCAUAAGCAAGGUAGAUGGAUUCUUUCGAUCGACCCGGAAAGGCCAUGGACCAUCAAGAUCACGAUGUCAGAAAACCAUCCAUUGGCCAUAAAAGAGAACAAGAAAAGACUUUCAGACAAUGAAGACGAAGAAUGGAUUCCAAAGGGGAGACGGGAAAACCAUCUACUGAUGUUGCAAGAUAAAGAUUUAGAAGAAGAGCAGGAAGAUGAUGAGCCACAACGGACUUCUCCGUCAAAGCAUAUGGAAAAGGUUGCGAAGAAGAAAGAGGAGGAUAUCUCUCCUUCUUCUUCUUCUUUAAUUACUAUCUCGACCGAUGGCAGCGGAGAUUGCACCGAUGGAGUUUUUGCUAGUGUUGCGAGCAAGGUCGGCAUUGUUAUUUUCAUCUCUAUUUGAUUAUCUCCCAUCAAUUAUAAGCUUUCUUUUCAAAUGGAUAUGAUUGAUAUCUAGUAUACAGUUGAAGGAUUGUAAAUGUUUGAUGAGUUAGACUAGUAUUCCUUAUUUAAAAAUUUUAAUUUCGAGAUGGUUUUUUUUUUUUCCGGUUUUUCAGCGGCGACGACUGCCACAAUCCAAGGAAGGAGAUAGAAAGAUGUGUCAUCAAUGUAGGAAAUGUGAUAGGAGUGUUGUUCCAUGCCUCAACUGUAAAAAGAGAAGAUUUUGUAUGCAAUGUAUACAUCAAUGGUAUCCGAUGAUUUCAGAGGAGGAGAUUGCAGCCGCUUGCCCAGUCUGUCGUGGGAAUUGCAACUGCAAUGAAUGCUUGCUUAGAGCAGUGACUGUCAAGGUAUGAUUUUAAUUCUUGGUUUGUUUGGAUAACCAUCAAAAUUGAGAUUUGGGUAUAUGCCUUUUGUUCUGUUUUAGUUUUUUUUUUU
This is a messenger RNA of Magnolia sinica, 1010 nucleotides long. RefSeq lists its product as uncharacterized. Lineage: Eukaryota; Viridiplantae; Streptophyta; Magnoliopsida; Magnoliales; Magnoliaceae. The record is from RefSeq and is a predicted model, not a curated record. The transcript is spliced from 2 exons. Bases 49 to 537 code for a protein of 162 amino acids.